Messenger RNA from Podarcis raffonei (Aeolian wall lizard), 1876 nucleotides. RefSeq names its product arylamine N-acetyltransferase, pineal gland isozyme NAT-10-like. The record is from RefSeq and is a predicted model, not a curated record. Bases 239 to 1051 code for a protein of 270 amino acids. Lineage: Eukaryota; Metazoa; Chordata; Lepidosauria; Squamata; Lacertidae. The transcript has a single exon. Gene Ontology annotation, molecular function: acetyltransferase activity.
CCGCACAGAGAGAGGAGUGUGUGCAGAAACCAGCUAGCCAAAUACAUUCUGCCCCUUUCCAUCUCUGGCUCUGCUCACAUUUGGCUCUCCACCAUAAACAUGUGGAAGAUUGCAGGGAAGGCAAUAUAACCCUGUGUGUGGAAAAGGUCUCCCACCUGCGAGCUCUGGGAGCGUAAAGAAUAGAAAUCCCGAUCUACCUCCUCAUCCUUCCUCAUCUACUUCCUGAGUCCAGUCCAGAAUGGACAUUGGACAUUACCUGCAACGAAUCAGGUACCAGGGCCCCACACAGCCUUCUCUGGAGACCCUGCGCGGCCUCCACCGGUGCCACCUCCUCUCCGUGCCCUUCGGGAGCCUCAGUAUCCAUUCCGGGGAGCCCAUCGUCCUGGAAGUGUCCUCCCUCUACAACAAGAUCGUCCGGCAGCAUCGGGGUGGCUUCUGUUUUGAGCUGAAUGGCCUCUUCCUGUGGCUGCUGCAGACAUUGGGAUUUGAUGCCAAAGCUAUGGCCGGGCGCGUCCGGAACCGUUUCACCGGCUGCUAUGGCCCCCCGUUGGACCACAUGGUGAUUUUGGUGCAGCUAGGUGGGCGCCAGCUGCUCUGUGACGUGGGCUUUGGUGAAGGCUUCACGGAGCCAUUAGAGCUGAAGGCCUCUGUGGAGCAAGUCCAGGAAGGUGGCAUCUUUUGGCUGGGCCUCCAAGGAGGCGUCUGGGUGCUGGAACGCCGAGAAGUCUCUGGGAAGGAGGGGAGGCCCUUAUAUCAGUUCACCCUCGAGGAGAAGAAACUGGACGAUUUUACGGGCAUGUGUCUGUAUCACCAGACUUCGCCCAGCUCCAUAUUCGUUUGCAAAUCCUUCUGCUCCCUGCAGAAAGAAAAUGGCGGGCGCCUCACCUACAUGGGUUGGCGUCUCAUUUCCAAGAAGGGAGAGGAGCGUACAGAGACCACCCUGCAGAGCAACGAGAUCCCAGUGGUGCUCCGUGAGAAAUUUGGGAUCAAUCUGAGCGGGGACUUCAAGCCAAAGGAUGAAGAAAUCCUGCCACCCCUUGAGGAAGUUUAAUGAGGGAUGGUGGAAAUUGCUCCCAAUCAAGAUAAUAGCCUAAAAGAUGGUUUGUAAAUAAUUUCUCAGGGUGUAGCUCCUAGCCACUGGCUAAGUGCCAUGAUGUCAUGGAAGCGUCACAAACAUUCUAAUCUCUAAAGAAAGGGGAAAUUUCAUUUGUUUGCUCCAAUCCCGGACCUGUCUGUUAACUUCCACACUCUUGCUAUUUUGCAAAUGUAGUGAAAUAAAAAAAUUAAGGUCUUAUAUAUAUAAUAAAUGUUCAUAGAUGUACCAAGCAAACGCACAUAAAUAUAUAAACCACAUGUCUGAAGCAGCACAGGAAAACAGCCCUGGAACCAUUUUGACUCCCAAACUGACCAAAUGAUUUCUCUGCAAGGUCAAGGAAAAUGGAAAAGCCUCCCCAUCGUCUUUUCAUUCACAAAUCCUGUCUUAAAGGUAUGUCUGUGUAUGAAUAGGGUGAGCCUGUGACCUGGCUCAGGAACUAAGUUUUUAUCAUUACAAAAGACUGGCCAGGCUCUCCAGGGUAUCCAAUCAAGUAAGCAUUAACAGGUAACUUGCCAGACAGGAGGUAAACAACGCACUCAGAUUUCUGUUGUAGACUGCCCUUUCUGUGAUGUAGGUAAUGAUGUGUCAGGGGGUGGUCUUGAGCUACACCCCUUCUGUGAUGUAUGUAUGAUGUUUCUGGGGGUGGUCUUGUACUCCAGGGCGGGCAACUUAAAAUGUCUAUAUAAGGGCGGGCACACCUUGGUUCUGGGUCCUCCUCCUUCUCCUGCGUGUGAAGGGGGCACCCUGUUGCAACAGUUCAAUAAAGAUCAGGUUUACUAU